Messenger RNA from Dictyostelium purpureum, 661 nucleotides. RefSeq lists its product as uncharacterized. Gene Ontology annotation, cellular component: cytoplasm; plasma membrane. Gene Ontology annotation, molecular function: GTP binding; GTPase activity. The transcript has 2 exons. Gene Ontology annotation, biological process: intracellular protein transport; vesicle-mediated transport. Bases 80 to 643 code for a protein of 187 amino acids. The record is from RefSeq and is a predicted model, not a curated record. NCBI's taxonomy places the organism in Eukaryota, Evosea, Eumycetozoa, Dictyosteliales, Dictyosteliaceae.
AAAUAUAAAUAAAUAUAAAUAAAUAUAAAUAAAUAUAAAUCAAUAAAUUUAAAUAAAAGCAAAAAAAAACUAUACAAAAAUGUUAGAUUUCAUAAUAAAUUCAAUUUCAUCAUUAUUCUCCAAUAUUUUUAGAUUAUUUGAAGGAAAAAAAGAUUCAAGAUUGCUUAUGAUAGGUUUAGACGGUGCAGGUAAAACAACUAUUCUUUAUAAAUUAAAACUUGGUGAUAUUGUAUCCACUAUACCUACCAUAGGUUUCAAUGUAGAAACAUUAGAAUAUAAAAACAUCAGUUGUACUAUAUUUGAUGUUGGUGGUCAAGAAAGAUUAAGAGCCCUUUGGAGACAUUAUUAUCAAGGUACACAAGGUUUAAUUUUUGUCUUAGAUAGCAGCGAUAGAGAAAGAAUGAACGAAGUUAAGCAUGAAAUUGAUACCCUUAGAGUGCAAGAUGAAUUACGUGACACUGUUUUUUUAAUUUUUGCAAAUAAACAAGACCAAAUUAAUGCAAUGAGUGUUUCCGAAUUAGCCUGCUAUUUAGAAUUGGACAAGAUGAAUGAAAGAAAAUGGUUCAUUCAACCAACCUCUGCCCUUAAUGGCCAAGGUAUUUACGAAGGUAUGGAGGGGUUAUCAAAAAAUUUAAAUAUUUAAAACCCCUAAAUUUAAAUU